UACACAUUUGUAGCGCAGAGCAGCGGAUUCUCUCCUGUGGAGAGCUGCAGGACGUUUUUGAGGAAAUAAGCUACAUGGUCAUCUGCUUUCUGUCUCCCGUUUUGGUCGGAUAUAUUAAUGGAUGCGUUCAGAAGGCUGUCACCUCUAUAAACGACACUCAGUACCUGCCUUGCUAUGCCGCUUGAAUUGCAACUGGCAACCAGAAACCUACAUUUCAUCUAAGAUUACCUUUCAAGUUCUGCUUUCAUCGCACCUGGAGUUAACAUCUAACCAAGAACACGGCGCUGUCUCAACAUUUCAGUGCCUGAAACAGUAUGUGGAACUACUGAUCAAAGAGGGCCUCGAAACUGCUAUCAGCUGUCCAGAUUCUGCCUGUCCAAAACAAGGACAUUUACUGGAAAAUGAGAUUGAGUGCAUGGUGACCACAGAGAUGAUGCAGAGAUACCAGAAGCUGCAGUUUGAGAGGGAGGUGCUUCUGGACCCAUGCCGAACCUGGUGCCCGUCAUCAUCAUGCCAGGCAGUGUGCCAGUUGAAGGAGGCUGAGGUGGCACUACCACAGCUGGUUCAGUGUGCCGUGUGCAACCUGGAGUUCUGCUCCGUCUGCAGGGCAAACUGGCACCCAGGGGAAGCCUGCCCCCCCCAGGAGAACAACCUGCCCAUCACAGCCUUCCUGCCAGGAGAGACCAGCUCCUUCUAUAAGAGUGAUGACGAAGAGGGUCCUAUCAAGCGCUGUCCCAAGUGUAAGGUGUACAUCGAGAGGGAUGAAGGCUGUGCCCAGAUGAUGUGUAAGAACUGCAAACACGCCUUCUGCUGGUACUGCCUGGAGUCCCUAGACGAUGACUUCCUUUUGAUCCACUAUGACAAAGGCCCCUGUCGGAAUAAACUGGGCCAUUCCAGAGCCUCUGUCAUCUGGCACAGAACACAAGUGGUGGGGAUCUUCGCUGGCUUCGGCCUCCUCCUGCUGGUGGCCUCCCCUUUCCUCCUCCUGGCCACGCCCUUCGUUCUCUGCUGCAAAUGCAAAUGUAGCAAAGGGGAUGACGACCCCUUGCCCACCUAAAACCUCCCAGAGUCCCGCCCACCACUGGACAUCUUUUCCCUUUCAUCCUUUUUUUUCCCCUGUUUCCUCCUUCCAAGAGCUGCUUCAUUAACAGGGCUGAGAGCAGGCUGUGGCCUUGGUCCAGCCACAUCUCACCACACAGUGUCAUGAGUUGACCCUGUCUCCCCUGGCCUGGUGGAGGAGCUCAGGGGUCAAAUGUCAUUGUGGUAAGAGGAUAAUGUGAGUUGGGACUUGAAGUGAUCUGUGGUAUGGGAGGGUGGGAUGUCUGAGGCAUCAGAGGUGGAGACUCUGCUAACAGACCACGUUUCACUUUAACUCGCUUUAAUUGACUUCCUGUUUUUGUUUAUGUUUGUCCUGAUGCAACGCUUUGCUUCCUCUGUGUGUUGCCCAGCGGGAAGGAGCUGGGGUCACAGGAUGAAACACGAUUUGUGUUUACUGCCGUUGUUGGGGCUGGAGGCAGGAGGUGUUCUCCCUCCCCUGUACAGCACAUUUCCUUAGAUCAGUUUAUUUUCUAAUCCUUCACUCCAGAUAGCAGCAAUGUUUUCCUUUUACUGAAUGGAUUUCAACCAUAAUGUGUUUGUUCACUCACCUGUGUGGCCCAAUAAGAAUCCUAUUGGCCUUGUGUUCACAAAGUGACACAACUGAUCCUAGGUCAGCCCAUUGAAUGGUUUAGGUUAGACACAAGUGAUCCUAAGUCAGCCUGUUGAAUGGUUGAGGUUAGACACAACUGAUCCUAAGUCAGCCCGUUGAAUGGUUGAGGUUAGACACAACUGAUCCUAGGUCAGCCUGUUGAAUGGUUUAGGUUAGACAACUGAUCCUAGGUCAGCCCAUUUUCUAUGAGGCCCUAAAUUAGGCUGCUUCUUUUCCCAAUCCACACAGAUGGUGAAGGUAAAAAAGAAACUUUUUUUGUUGUUGUUGUUGUAUAAAGAAAUGUUUGAAUGUAGAUGUAAUGUUUAACCUUGUCAGACCCAAGCAAAGAUCAAAGUCUGUAGGGAAAUAACCCUAUGUUUUAUCACAGGGUUGUUUGAUGUUUUCCCACUUCUGAACAGUCAAAUCAUUCUAUUAGAAGAACAUUCAAAUCAUUAUAUUGGAAGAACAUUCAAAUCAUUAUAUUAGAAGAACAGUCAAAUCAUUCUAUUUGGUCAAAAAUCCACUUUUGAUAACUAAUAUUCUAAAAUGUUUGGUCUUUUGAUGUUUAGCCAAAACUAGCAUCCAACACACAAGAGAUUCUACUAAGAGAUUUAUUUAGAUCUGGUUGCAGUUUUGGUCAUUAUGAUUUAAUUCAGAACCUACUGUAUACAGGAUGCACUUUAGGAAACAGUAAAAUACAACUCUGGGUCUCACAGGGUUAAACACAAAUUAGAAUAAUGCUUAGCCAAAUGGAAACAAAUGGCCUUAAAUAAGAAAGUAUUCAGAGGACAAUUUGCUAAAUAGGUCCAUUAUCCAAUGUUGUCCAAUUGAAAGCACAUUUAAGGAAUUCAUUUGUUUUAUGCAACACAAUCAGUCAUUACAACCUGUUUAUUUUCAGGUUGACCAGGUAGGAGAUGAAUAUCUCCGAUACAAAGAUGUCUUCAUAUCAUCCAUAUUGCAUUGACGUUGCUUAUAUACGCUAUAUCCUAGACAAAAACUAGAUCAAACUAACAUCCUGUAAAGACAUUGUUGUUCCCUGAACCAGUGGUGAUGUUACCCAUGUCAGUGGUGUGGCUGUCCAUGUUUUGGUUGGGAGCAGGUUUUCACUUCCCACUACUGACAGCCAUUGCAACCUUUAUUUGCAGGGAUAUCAAAAUGUCAAGUACUUCACUGGGCUGUUUAGGACUGAUCCAGAAGCUGCUCUACACAUCACUGUAUCUAUGCAAGUUUGUAAUCUUUCUAGGUCUUGCUAAUAGUCUGUAUUUAUAUAGAGUGGUCUAGUAGAUCGUUCACGGCCCGUGUUUCAGUAAAGGAUGGUGGGAUUGGAUGGUCAGGGAUCAUAUUAUGUUUCAUUAUGAUGUUUAAUCAUACCUUGUAUGCUGCGUGCACACUGCCCACUCACUGAACUCGCAAAUCGCUCAAUCUCUGGUGAGCUGUCUCAUAGCCCUCCCUUGUGUGCAUACUGCCUCGAUCGGGCGGGGCGUCUUCCAAAUUUAUGCUAGCAACAAGUCGACCAAUAUUGGGGACACAACAGUCUCCGCAAUUACUGAUACGUAUUUAUUAUUUGCGUGACUCCGCCAAUAUAUAUUUUUUAAAGUAUCAACACAAUGCCAAAUCAAUGAUUUGUCUAUGUUCAAAUAGCAAUUUACUUUUUUUUCCGUUAUGCAUGUAUCACUCACCCAUGAUCCCAACGAUCUCUGAAACCUUCCAUGCAUCCAUUUUUAGAAUUAUAUCUCUUUAUAAAGCCGGAGACGCAUCAUAGAUAAUGGGGAAACCGGACACUGAAAUAAUAUGUUUCUUGCCAUUUCUUAAGCUAGCGAGUAGAAAAGAGAAGGAACAUCAAGAUGCAGAGAACGUCUGCCCUUUCAUUCGAAGUAGCCGAACUCCGCCACUGGCCGCUCGCUGGAAAUUAGCAUCAAGUUGAACAUUUCUCUACUCUAUAGUGUAGCUGCCGCUGGGAGAUUUCAUCUCUGAGAUUAGCUCUGCCCACUAUCGCCCCAAUUCUGUGACUCUGGUUGGAAAUGAAUGGGAUCGUGCCUCUUCAUAGCGCUAGCGAGCGGGAUAUGUGCACGGGGCUGUAGUAAAGGGGUUAUGUAGCUACACCAUUUGUCAUUCUGAAACAUUUAAAGGGACAACGUGAUUUUUGCAACAAUAUUUUGGACCUUGUUUAAAUGUCUAAUGCCAUCAGAAACCUAUAUAAACAUAUAUACUGUAUAGUUGAGCAAUGAGGCAUGGGGGGCUGUGGUAUAUGGCCAAUAUACCAUGGCUGAUUUUGUGGAUGAACCAUGGUGGAGAGCCUGGGCACAGAGCUUAGCCAUGGUAUAUUGGCUGUAUUCCACACCCCUGAGAUCCCUUAUUGGCCUUAUAAACCGUUUGCUAACACAGUUAGCGCAGUAGAAAAUGAUGUGGUGUCAUACCCCUUGUAUACUGUCUCAUAAAGCGUUGCUUUCCACCAUUACGCGUUCAGGAUUCACACUGUGUGAAAUACAGCCCGUUUUACUCCUUUGUUUGUAACACAUACUUGAUUGCAUAGCCUGGACACAGCUAAAACAAUAUUUUUGACAUAGAUACUGUCCACUUCUUGUAUCUAGAGCUCUAUGAAUUUCAGUGGUUCAGUUUCUCCAGCCCCUUAGCUAGGGAACGAAAAAGUGGCAAUUAAACAGCUUUGUCUUCAAAGAUUGCAGUGAACCUCAAGAAAUUAAUCCUUGUAUUUCAGUUUAUCAAUGAACCACUUCGGCAAGAUAUUUUGAGUUUGUUCUCUGAAGUGCCCAAGGUUUUUUCCUGUUCCAUAAGGGACUCCAUGUAGCGUUGAAUUUGGGGGGCUGUUAAUAAACUAGAGCUAGCAUUGUCUAUUACUUUGCCUGAUGGUAGCCAGCACAAUCAAUUUAGCCUUAAUGUUUGAGUACCUUGCCUGUGGGCUCAUCAUUUUUUGCUGACCCUUUAUGCAUUAAUUAGCCUUUAUUACAUUCUUCUUCUGGCAGAAAGAAAUCUAAAGAGCUCAGCUGCAUUUAGAGGUAGCCCAAUUCUGAUCUUUUCCAACAAAUUGGUCUUUUGAUGAGUCACUGUGGGUAUUUAAACAUAAGAAUUUUCUGAGCUGAUCUGAUUGAUCAAAAGAUUAAAUUAGUGAAAGUAAGAUCAGGGUUGGUCUUUCUGUCAGCGCAGCCCAUGUGGAUUUGCUGAGCCGACCGUAUCUCUCUAUGACAGUUACACCAAGUCUGGCAACAGAGAAUUCAGUGGUGUAGAGUAAGUGGAUAGUUUGAAGCAUUCCAGAUCGUGUAAAGUAAAAACAGAAACGUUAUGUCCCAUGUUGAAUGGUGGAGCUUUCUCCAAAUAGGCCACUUUACAGUAUGACUGUAAAAUGUUUGAAGUAACCACAGGCACUUUAAUAGUCUUUAUUGAAGUAUUUCAGGGUUUGGAAUUGUAAGAAAUGUUUUCCAAGGCUUGAAGACAGACUGCUGAAAGCUGGCUUUUGAAAGUGUUUGGAAUGUAACAGACGAGAAGUCAGUAUGAGCAUAAUUUUGGUUAAGUGGUUGUUGAGCAGAGGACAAUAUUGAGUAGUUGUGAUGUGGUGCUUGACAGAUUUUUGCCUGUGGUCUUUAUUCAUCUGUUUAUGCGAGAUCUACUUUUCAGACUCUGGGCUCUUCAGUCAUUAGUUUUAUCAUCUGCUUUCAUUCCCUGUUGUUCUACAGAGAGUCAACCAUAUUCCAUCAUGUUUCUUGGAUCUCAAGUUGAGAUCUAUCGAAUACACAUCUUCUAAGCCUUGAACUUAUUUAGGUCUUUGUCCUUGUCUACUGAGGUUAAUUUUCAUUUUGAAUAAUGUUCUUCUGUUAAAAUAUGAUGUUCCUUUUGUUUCUAUUAUUGAUCUGUUAUGACUCAUAAUUUUAAGAACUGACAUUGUGUCCACAAAUCUUUUAGUCCUGAUUAUAUGUACAAUAGUUUCUUAGUUGCACUCUUUUUGUUGGCCUGAAUGCCGGUGAGCUAACGGUAAUGACUCUGUAUUUGUGUUAACUUUGGAAGGGAACGAUUAAUAUCUCCGCCUGUUCAAACUAUGUAACUAUGUGAAUGGCCAAUGUGUGGACAGCCUUGGAUAAACACAGCAAUGCUUUUCUCUCCCAUGUAUUUACUGUUCCACUAACACUGUGACAUGGAAUAAAUUGGGUUGUUUCUUCAUGA
Esox lucius (northern pike) is the source of this 5860-nucleotide messenger RNA. RefSeq names its product ring finger protein 144aa (gene rnf144aa). Bases 122 to 1057 code for a protein of 311 amino acids. Gene Ontology annotation, molecular function: ubiquitin conjugating enzyme binding; ubiquitin protein ligase activity; zinc ion binding. Gene Ontology annotation, biological process: positive regulation of proteasomal ubiquitin-dependent protein catabolic process; ubiquitin-dependent protein catabolic process; protein polyubiquitination. The transcript has 8 exons. NCBI's taxonomy places the organism in Eukaryota, Metazoa, Chordata, Actinopteri, Esociformes, Esocidae. The record is from RefSeq and is a predicted model, not a curated record. Gene Ontology annotation, cellular component: Golgi apparatus; cytoplasm; ubiquitin ligase complex.